UCGAGUGAAGGUUGGCUUCACUGUCUUUUCCGAAGAGGCGGCUAUAUGUACCCUUGUAAGACAGGCAGCUGUCUACUACUAAAAACACACGAGAUUCUGGUUUAUCGCAGACAUGAAGAGGACGACCAGAACCUUAAUGGGAACUUCAUACAGCGUCAACUCAGCUUCGCCGAUACGGAGAUCUGGUGAAACUACGAAGCUGAAGUUGGUUUCUGAUUCGGGAAAUGGCUAAAGGGCGACUCCAACAAAUUUUUCAGCUUCGUCUUAGAAGGGAUAACAAGAGAUGGAAAGCUCAAAUUUGACCUUGUUUUGCUUUUGUAUUUUGCACAUAAGUUUUGCUUUUGGAUUUUGCACAUAAGGGCUCCCACGAAACUAGGUGGGGCUCUCUAGUUCCGUGCUACUUCAUGAAACGCAUAACGAAACUGAUCAAAUCCCAGAAUACAGCUGAGGAGUUGUCUGGACGAGGAAUCCGCUGCUCAUUCAUUAGAGAGACAUGAAGAGACAUUUAUCUCAGACAUGAAGAGGACGUAUUUAACCAUGAUGGGARCUGCAUGCAGCGGCUCUUCGCCUUGGUCGGAUCAGAGUUCYGGCGAACCUGUCUUUCCUCUUCCGUUGGACAUAUUGGAGGAAAUCUUCCUAAAUCUGCCCCCUCAAUACGUGGUGUGUGUGUGUCGAUUAGUGUGCCGCCAGUGGAAAGAUGUGGCCGACAGCGAGUCUUUCUGGAGAGAAAGAUGUAGGAGAGAGGGAUAUCAUCUCCGUGACUUUUCCAAAGUUCCCAGCAACAACUGGAGGUUGUUUUACUUCUUGUGCAAGAAGAGGAGAAAUCUCAUAAAGAAUCCAAGAGCAGAAGAUGAAUUUCGAGGUUGGAAAAUACUGAAGAACGGUGGACAUAAGUGGAAAAUAGAGGGAACUAGGGUGCAACAUUCAAAUCCAGCAGUCCAGAAAAACUAUGUGACCUCGUUUGAGUGGUGCACAAAAGUGCAGGUGAUUGAUCUGAUGAAAGAAGGUUACAACCCAUCAUUUAUGGACGAGUUCCAGCCGCCUAUCCGGAUAUCUGACUGGUAUGGGGCGCGUUGGGAUUGUGGAAGCAUCUACAUUAUUUCUGUGCAGCUACUAGAUCACAAGAAAAAUGUUCUGCAGAACUUCAGACCUGAGCCUGUUACUAUUCCACAGUGGAAUGAUCAGCAGUGGCAUCAAAUGGAGUAUGUCUUCAAGGACUACGGACCAGGAGUGAGAUAUGUCCGUUUUAGUCAUGGUGGCAAAGACACAAAGUGGUGGGCAGGAUGGUAUGGCAUUCGUGUAACAGAAAGCUGCGUUGAAGUUUGUCCAGCAUUGGACAUCUAGCUUAUUUAUGCAACUGUGUUAGGAAGGCAACUCUGAACAUCUUUGAUUGAAGAAAAAGCUUAACCUUUUGGCCUUCAUAGCAAUUUUCCCUCAGAAACAUCCUGCAAUGUACUGACAAAAAAACAUGCAAGUCAGGAAGGUUUUUAUUCUUAUAUUAUCUCCAGAUGGCAAAUUAUUCUGUUAAAUGACUCCUACACACAUGCCUCAAAAUACGUCUAAAUCGUAAAAAGAGAUUUUGUUAUUCGCAAAUGUUUUGUAACUUAUAUCAAAAAUCAACCAAGGAUUGUUUUUACUUGUAGAUUUCUACAUCUGUUACACUGACUAGACCUAGACACACUCACACACUGUACUGCUGGGUUAACUUACUUAAUCAAAAGUCCAUUCGUCAAUUAAACAGUCCUGCCUCACUGUUUCUCAGUUUUUGCUUGUUUUUUUGGCCUAGUUGUCGAUUCUUUGGAUUCUGUUUGACUUGGCAUGACUAGUCCGAGUGUUUUUGUUUUGUUUUUUCUUUUGUUCAGUCCUGCGAAUUGAACAGCAGGACUGUUCAAUUCGUCAAUUAAACGGUCCUGCCUCACUUAAUAACAUAACCAAUGAAAUUGAAAUUGUUGGAAUUGCUUCAAGACUGUGUAAAUGCAUGUAUGUUACCUGUUCUGGAAGACAGCGUGUUUGUAAACACAGAUCUCUACAGUGUUAAAUAGUUAUUGUUUUUUUAAACCUUUUUUAUGUGAAGGACUAUUCUUGUGGUAACACCCCACGAGAAAUAUGAUCAAGCAAAUUCGGUGGGAAAAAAACCUUCCGAUUCAAUAAAAGUUUUUGGCGUACAGA
Molecule: messenger RNA, 2169 nt
Organism: Poecilia reticulata (guppy)
Lineage: Eukaryota; Metazoa; Chordata; Actinopteri; Cyprinodontiformes; Poeciliidae
Product: F-box only protein 6-like
Biological process (GO): SCF-dependent proteasomal ubiquitin-dependent protein catabolic process; ERAD pathway; glycoprotein catabolic process
Cellular component (GO): SCF ubiquitin ligase complex; cytoplasm
Molecular function (GO): protein binding; ubiquitin protein ligase activity
Source: RefSeq, a predicted model, not a curated record